AUGGAAACACAGAACAAGCUGAAUAACUCUCCCACAGAAGAACAAGAGCUCAAGAAAUCAGAAGAGUACGUAAAGAGCCAAGAAACUGACGAAAUAAUCUUCUCAGCUGAAGCAUCCCUCUACAGAUACCUUGCAGCCGAGCAGUCCUGGACGGGCAGAGGGAAAGGGAAAAUGAGAGUCUCCCUGGAGCCAAAAACCAACAAAUACAGAAUCUCCCUCAUCAGAGAAAAAGUGUUCAAGCACGGCUGCAACCACUUCAUCAAAGAAAUAACAGCGCUAGAGAAGUAUCCCAUAUCAGAGCACGCCUGGCUGUGGAAUGCCUUUGGAGACGACUGCGGCGAUGGCCUCAGCCCGACACAGACAUACCUUGCUAAGUUCAACACAAAGGAAGACGCAGAGAACUUCCACACAGCAGUGAACAAGGGCAUAGCGCACUUAGCUAGCGGUAGCAAAGGCACGGUUAAAGAAACAGUUAGAGAAGAGCCAAAUAAGGAAACCGUUAAAGACAAAGAAGAAACCAAGGAAGAAGCUAAAGAAGAAGUAAAGAAAGAGUCCAAGGAGACCGUUAAAAAUGAUAAGAGCAACGAAGUAGCCAAGGAAGAGUCUGAGGAAGCAGAUAAAGAGGUAUCUGAGGAAGCAGCUAAGGAUGAGUCUAAGAAGAAAACAGCUGCAGAGCCAUCUAAGAACGAGCCCAAGAAGGUAGCUGAGGAAGCAGCUAAAGAGUAA
Nematocida minor is the source of this 726-nucleotide messenger RNA. RefSeq lists its product as uncharacterized. NCBI's taxonomy places the organism in Eukaryota, Fungi, Microsporidia. Gene Ontology annotation, molecular function: GTPase activator activity. The transcript has a single exon. The record is from RefSeq and is a predicted model, not a curated record. Gene Ontology annotation, cellular component: cytoplasm; nuclear pore. Gene Ontology annotation, biological process: intracellular transport. Bases 1 to 726 code for a protein of 241 amino acids.